AUGUCUGAUCAUCUCCGUGAAGAAUUGCAGCAAAAAAACGAAGCAACACUGAGUUCCGUAAAUGGUAAUAAUAGUUUCAACGCUAACGAUUCAUCUAUAAUGAAGAUAUUGUGUUCUCACUUCUUGUUUACUAUAGCUAAAGAUUUUAAUUUACCCGAAGAGCUUCAUGUUUAUCAUUCACUGUACCCACUUGAUUUGCGACAAGGCAAAUCGACUGCUGUUCAAAUUCCAGGAGUUGUUGCUAAUAUCCCAGAGACUGUUCUAUGGAGUUACAUUGUUCAAUUAGCGUCUGCGAUUAAAACUAUACAUGCAUCAGAUCUAGCAGCAAGAAUGAUUGAGCCAACGAAAAUUUUACUUACUGGCAAAAAUCGGUGA
Molecule: messenger RNA, 375 nt
Organism: Racocetra fulgida
Lineage: Eukaryota; Fungi; Glomeromycota; Glomeromycetes; Diversisporales; Gigasporaceae
Source: the annotation of a GenBank genome assembly